AUGUCGUCGCUGAUCGUCGCGCAAGACUCGCGGUUGAUAAUGCUGGAACUAGCCGUGGAGAAUUUGUACAUGCCAUGGACGAGUGUCUUCGACGAGGCCCUCUUGAAGAAGACCGUCAUAAUGUUUCGAAUGCUGGAUAACGAGUGGGUUACUCUGACGCCCCAUCGAAGUGACUACCGCUCUUAUCGGGGAUCCAAUUAUCAGACGGAACGUUUCUACGGCGGCAAGUCGUUGCUGUUCGCCGUGCCGGAAACGACGCUCGAAAGCACCGUGGAUGGUGUCGACGUGCAGAUUUACGUGUACAAACAGGUGUCCAAAUUUUUCGAGCUCAGACGACAACAGAAUUUCGGCUUCGUUCUGGUCAAUGUGGAUACGCAGCUUAACGGUAUUAUCAAGGAUCUACGAGAACGGAAAGAGCUAGACGGUUAUUUUUCCGGUGACCUGGACCGGGAGCCUAUAUCAAGAUCGACGCGCGGCACUUUCACAUUGCUCGACGAUCGUUACCAAGAGACCGAGGCAACGAUCGAGGUGUACAUGCGUAUCAGCUGUCUGGGUAGAUGCAUCAUAACAGAGUUGCACGCCCCGAUGAGUAUACGUAAGGCGUUCUACGCCCGUGAAGAAUCGGACGAUCUCUACGAGUAUCAAUUCCGCGAGCUGUCCACGCAGGACGUCGAAUCGUACCAUUGGGGUAGUAGGACCAUCCUGCCGCCCCUUCAUCCGGACAAACUGAUUUGUCGGUGUCACGAGCUCGAGGGUCCGUGCGACGAGACCACGCAAACAUUGAAAUUGGAUCGGAAAGAGAAACGAAAGAAGUCGGAUUACGCGGCACGUCUGGAGCAGAUGAAGAAGCUGUUGGAACUGAUGAAAGAGAUGCGAAAGAAUCGACCGGAGAUCAUGGGGCACGGACCGGGUCCCAAGAAAAUAUGCCCAAUCGUUGAGACAGCGUCCCCGUGUCCGACAAUCCCGAUGUCCUGUUUCGUUGCUCUGUCCACCGUUUGUCCGAAUCCCUGUCAGAUACCGACCGUUUCCUGUCAGCCGCCACCUUGUUGA
Molecule: messenger RNA, 1050 nt
Organism: Dufourea novaeangliae
Lineage: Eukaryota; Metazoa; Arthropoda; Insecta; Hymenoptera; Halictidae
Exons: 3
Coding region: 1-1050 (349 amino acids)
Source: RefSeq, a predicted model, not a curated record